AUGGCUAAGGAGCUCGGACCGGAAAUUGAACUAGUAAUGAAUGACGGAAAUCGGAAGUGCGAAAGGAUGGACGAUCCGUCGUUAAUGCCUGAUCUCUCACAUCUGUCCGCCGAAGAACGAGAGAUAAUUGAACAAGUGUUCAAGCGUCAGAAAGAUGAAGAAGCCAAGGAGGUUCAGCUUACGCAGUAA
Cooperia oncophora is the source of this 189-nucleotide messenger RNA. NCBI's taxonomy places the organism in Eukaryota, Metazoa, Nematoda, Chromadorea, Rhabditida, Trichostrongylidae. The record is from the annotation of a GenBank genome assembly.